AGAGACAGCAAACGCCAAAAACAAACAUCACAGUAGCUGUCACUUGUUCUAUUCCUUGAUUUGUUUUGGAAAUUACGAAAAUAAAUAAACUGCAAACAGGAAGUCUACCAAAAUACUCUAAUAAAACAAUUAUAUCUAGCCCACAAACCAAAUAUUAGAUUCCUGUAUAUUAUUAUAGAACAAACAAUGUGAAAACUUGAAUGUUUUGAGAAGCAAAUCGGAAAAAUGUCUUCAGCUCUUGAAAAUGAAGAUUUGGAGAAUGUGGCGCUCGUUAGGAUGGAGGACGUUCAGCCUUCGAGGGAUAGGAUAGACAGGACAAUAGAGAUACACAUCCCUCCUGCGUCUGAGGAGGAUAUUUUCGAGGUCGGUCAGGAUGAUAUACUGGAUUACAACGAUUAUAUUGAUGAAGAUAGUGACUCAAAUAUCGGGAGUAUGGUCUCCGUGCACUCUGAGGAGUUGUGUGAUGAAGAGGAUGAGGAUGGGUGCAGUGAUACCGAAGAGGUGAUUGUUCCUGAACUGCUGGACCAUCCAAGAAUGAAGGACCCUUUGAGAAUAAGAACACUAUCCAAAUCAGACCAGACAGACAGUUGGCCGACAUUGGAAAUAUUGCCCGGAGGUGUAAUAAAGAGUUCCAUAGACUGCGAAGUAUUUCCGACCAAAACGGAAACUAAACCGUCGAGGGAGGGCCAGGGAGAGAUGAUGUAUGCAUGUGCCAAAUGCUCGCAAAUGUUCAAGUACCUGUUCUGCCUUGUCAAACAUGUUAAAUGGCAUGAAGAUCAGAGCAAAGUGAUGAGUACUCCGCAUUUACGGAGAAUAAAUGGAUACAAGCCCCAAGAAUACAUCUGCCUACACACAGGUAAUAAAAAAAUAAUGUUACCAGACACAAAUUGUAAAGGGAAAUUACCAAAGAGGUUAAAAUCGUAGUAUUUUUUUUAUUUAUUAAGAUAACUAGGUUUACAAUUGUUUUCAUGUUGUGUUUAGAUUUUUAUUUUUCAUUUAAAAGUUUUAUUAAAUUGUUAUUAGGCCUAGGUACUGUAAAGCAGAAAGAGAAAACUUUUGUAUGAUAUUAUUUAUUAUUUUUCAAUUAAAUGUUUGUGCAAAUUUAAUGGGAGGUUCUGUAAAACUGUACCCUUAGUACGAGUUCAGAUUGGCCUGUGCAAAUAAACCAAUCAAUCAGAGCGCCAAACACGCUCUCGUUUCAAUUUCGUGAAACGUAAAACUAACUCGUUCUAAUGGUACUGGUUCUAAGCCUAUUUAAAUAAUCUCCCUCCUAUAAUUCAGAGGUGCAAUAAAAAAUAGGGCUUGACUCCUAUUUUGUUGUGAUCAUAAAAUUACCCAUUCAAUGGUUUGUUUUUUUGCUAAAACCUAUCACAGACAAGUGUGCUAUAAAGACCAAAAAUGUUCAAGUUGCUAAAAUGGUGUAACCAACAAGACAUAAAAUAGUGCCAAUCCUUUUUCAGAGUCAAAUGGGUAGCCUUUUAGGACUGGCAAAAAAUUAUUACUUUUUAACAUUAUGGACUACUUUAAUUACAUUUAGUUGUUAUGCAUGAACCCAAAUAGAUUACUAUUAAAGGUACGCGUCCAAGGGCCCGCAACGUACGCAUCGCACGCAACGCAACUUGUAUAGAAACGCAUACAACUGCGUCCACGGAUCCGCAUCGUACGGACCACAUCAUUGGCAAUGUCUACUCGAACAUGCGAUGCGUACCGAUGACGUUAUAUGGAAUGCGUAAGAUACGUACGAUGCGGGUCUGUUGACGCUUACCACCGCUUACCUUAAAAGUCAGACUAUAAACUUAGUGAGGCUAAGAUGCUAUUUAAUCUUAAUAGUCUGUCUUGUAUGAAAUGUUUAAAAUAUUAAAUAAGGAUAAUUAUUUCGUCACUAUUAUGUGUCGAAAAAGUAAAAUAUCGAAUAUUUUAAAAAAAGUGAGUGACUAUGUAUGUGUUUUAUUGGAUCAAUAAUAUGUGUCAAACAUUUUGUAUAAACUAAGUGUAUAUUUUGUGUCUAUGUAUGUGAGUUCUCUAUGUCGAUAUAAUAGUAACGUAAUAUAAUAUUUUCAUAUGUCUAAGAUAUAAGUGUAUGUUAAUAAAUAUGGUCUAAUCUUACUAACAAGUGAUUAAGGCUAAGUUACAUUCAAUUUGUUUAAAAAACUUUAAAAAAGAAAGGGCGUGAAUUUUCAUUACUCCAUUGUAUUUAAGUCAGGUAAUAUCCCCAAAGCCUUUUCCUAAGUCUAAAAAAUACUAUGCUAAAACCACAUCAAAGUCGGUUCAGCCUAAAGUGAGAUAAUCGCGCACAAACAUUCAUACAUAUAAGUCAAACUAAGAACCGCUUUUAUUCUAAAGUGGAUUAAAAAUAUUUUCUGUUAUACUACUACGUUUAAUGCAGGAUUUAUGUUAUUUAUUUGUUAAGAAAAGUGUUUUUAAAAUAUGAUCGUUGUAAUAAUUAAUGUAAACAAAAUAGGUAAUUCCUUCAUUCAUAUCGAAACACUGAGUCUUGUUAGUAAGUUAAGUUUCAAGUCAAUUUCUCAGUGAAUUUUACUACCCUUAGUAUCGUAAGUGACCCGGUUGUGGCCACUUUAAGAAUUUUGUCGACUUUAAGGCUUUCUUAACUUAGGAGAUUUUGUCAUCACGAAUAUAUUUCUUGUAAAAAGUCAUUUAACAUGUAUUAACCUUGCCUAAGAAAACCCUUUUUUUAAAGAACGUCAAAUAGAAAAAUAACUGUAUAAAAAAGAAAAAAAAGGGAGCUUGUGCCAUUUUUGGCCAGAUUCGUGCCAUUUCUGGCCACGGUCGUGUGCCAGUUCUGGCCAUCAAAAAAUACAAUAAAAGUAAUCAAAAAUUAAUUAAAUUUGAUAUUUUAGAAACAAUGGUUUUCAUUUUGUCUGGAAAAUAUGAAAUAUUAUUACUUCACUUGAAUUUAACUUACAAAUAAAGAGAUCAACAUUUACACGACGUUGGUAAAAGCUGCAAAGUAAACUGACCUCCCUUUGUGUGAAGGCAAUUUAUUGCAUCUCUGAAAAUGAAAAAUAUGUAUUUGUUGAUAUGUAAAGCCAAGGAAAAAUAAUAAAUAAAUUACGAUAAAUGACUAGAAUUAGGGCGUUGAUGUACAAAAGUUUUGGCCAGCCGUGUGGCCAAAGAUGGAGAAAUUCAUAAUUUUGUCUCCAUUAGUGGCCACCUUCUAAUAAUCCCACUUCAGAAACAUAUGGCGACAAAAUUACAUUAGUUCCACUUAGACAAUAUAUUCUUUAUGUAGUAUUAACAUAAACAUCCAAACAAUAAGCAAAGAUUAAAAAAAUAAAAACCAAAUCCUCACCCGCUCGCCUUAGCCUUUUUGUUAAGAUCUUAACAAUUUCACCCUCAACUAAAAAGAAUGACUUGUUGCAUCGAAGUGAAGUUUGACACAUCAAAGCUGCCAACGGUAUCAGUGUCUCCAAUAUUCAAUAUUUUAAAUACUGUACAUCACAGAGUAAUUUAUUUGUCCAUGCCUUAGUUAUAAAUAUUUGAAGGCCCAAGUGGCCACAAAGGGGUCGAUGGCCACAACCGGGUCACUUGCCCUACGAGUUUGUUUUACGUUGACCGAAAACAAAACGAGAGCGUUUUGUCGCUGAUUGGUGGGUUUAUUUGCGCCGGCCAAUCAGGUUUCGUCCUAUGUAUUUUCUUAAAACAACUCGGUAGUUUUAAGGAAAAUCAGGAGGUGAAAACGAAUUAAUAUAUAAGAAAUAUGUAUACUUAUUGUUCUUAAAGGCAUACAUAUCUAGGUAUAUGUUUAGUAUAAGAAGUAGGUAUUGUUUUAAAUAAGGGACAAUUCUUAAAUCACACGAAGAGUUAUUCCGUGAACCGAACUCCGACUAUGAAAUUAAUCUUUAUUCAAAAUUCAAUAAUCAUCAUAAAUAAAUUAAAUGUAAUUACGCACAGUUAAGUAGCUCCUAUAAAGUUAUUUGCCUGUACUAGGACUUCAAAGGAGAGAUGAGUUAGAUGAGUUCUUAAAGCAAUCAUUAUCUACGCGUAGUUACGUCCCUUAUUUAAUGUUUAAAUGGUCUCGAAUUGUAUAUAAAAUAAUUAACCUCUGUUUAAUCACCCCCUGUCCAUGUAUUUCAUAAGAUACCAUUAUAUCCACUUUGUUAACCAAUAUUAUCGUUGUUGUGUAAAACGCUCAAAACAAAACUCUUGACCUCUCUGAAGUUGGCACGUAUGCAGGAGUGAGCGAGAUGUAAUUACACAUGAACGGUUGCGAAAGAAAGAGACAACGAUAAGAUUGUAGUUUGUAGUAAACUUCAGACAGGUCAAGUUAUGUUGGUAGUUUUUUAAGUGUAUUUUUAAGAUGUCGUCUUUAUUUUGUUUAUUAUAGUUUUGUUAAAAAUUUAAAGUUAGCAUUGACUGUAGUAUACAGAGAUUUAUAUGGUACAUAGCACAUAUGAAGUUUGCAUACAAAGAAACACGGAUAGAAAAUCUCAACGAAUAACCGUUGGGCUGAAAGCCUGCCAAGCACAAUCACUUUGCCUGGUCGGAGGAUUCUCCUUUUCUUACGGCCAAUUUUAAUAACCUAUCUAUCUGUACAUUUGCCUACUAGAAAUCGAAUUUUGAGACAUUUUGUAUGGAGCUUAUGUUAAAAUAUUAUCUCUAGUAGGCAAAUCUUCAGAUAGAUAGGUUAUUGAAAUUGGCAGUUAGGGAACUAUACUCUGUUCCCUAAACAAAAUCAAAUUUUAGUUUUCUGAUUUUAAUUAUUGUAUAGUCAAUGCUCAAUGCUAACUUUGAUUUUUUUAACGUUAUCGUAGUGAUAAAAAUGUAUUAUUUUGGUUCCAAGGGGCCACAUAUUGUUAGUCAAUUAAUAUAUUAUAUAUCAACUGUUGUAAGUUUUUUUUAAACAAAAUAUUGAAUUUUUUUAACAAAUAAACAUUUUAAACUUUAAAA
This is a messenger RNA of Spodoptera frugiperda (fall armyworm), 4908 nucleotides long. RefSeq lists its product as uncharacterized. The coding region runs from base 226 to 924 and encodes 232 amino acids. The record is from RefSeq and is a predicted model, not a curated record. Lineage: Eukaryota; Metazoa; Arthropoda; Insecta; Lepidoptera; Noctuidae. The transcript is spliced from 3 exons.